AUGGCCAAACCCAUCUCAUUUUCGUAUAUCCCAACGGGCCUUACUUAUGGCACCUCAGCCCCCAAACAAUGCGACGAGUUUACCUUUCUCAACUCUGACGCCAUCAACAAAAAAGGCCAUCCCUCGCAUAGCGUGAUAAUCCAACCAUCAGAAUGGGAUCUUCCCUGGCCAUCCUCAUUCCCGGCCGCUCGGCAAUGCAAGUAUUGGAAAGAGAUUCAGCUAUCGUGUGAACGAUUUAUGCAAGAGGUCCGAGCGCUCAGCAUUCAGCGAGGCAAAAAGGUGCCGGAAGGAUACUGUCGCAUGGCUGGCGAGCAGCCACUGACACCAAAGGAAAGCCUGAUCGUCCGGACUACGGUUGAUGCCGUGAUCUACAUGAUACCAAAUGCACCCUGUGAGAGAGUCGAAUUUAUAAGCAAAUUAUGGUUGCUUCUUUGGACGCACGACGACGUCGUGGAAUAUUACCCAGAAGAAGCGGGUUCGACCGUAGUCGACGAUAUCACACAUUCUCUCCUUCGAGUUUCCCGAGGGCUUGAAGACCUGCCGGGGAAUGAAAUCUGCGCGAAAUUGAAGUUGACAUCAAAGCUUCUUGAUCUACCAGGAGCUUUGACACAAACUAUGCUAGAGAAAUUCGCAGAUUUCAUCUUCUUUACUCGUACCCAUCAAAGAAAUGAAUUCAAGGACUUGCGAGACUACCUUGAUUACCGCGCGACUGAUAUUGCCAUAGACCAUAUCUUAGCAGCGGUAAGAUUCGGCAAUGACCUGGACCUACGCCAGGAACAGAUAGAUCCACUUCGUCAUAUUAGUGGCUUGAUCAGUGACCAUAACAUCCUUGUCAAUGAUCUAUUUUCCUUCGACAAGGAGAAGCGAGCGGCUGUGACUCAAGGCGCCCAUAUACUUAACAUUGUCGAGUAUUUAAAGCAGACUUUAUCAGUCUCAUCCGCUCUCGCCAAGGACAUCACCUUGCGUCUGGUCUUUGACGUCGAGUCCCAGCUCCGGGAUGAACUUCGCCAGAUCUCGCAGAUGGGAACAUUGAGCGAGGCGCAAAUCCGAUAUGCGCACGCAAUGGUCGAAAGUGCAUCUGGAAAUUUGCUUUUCUCCGUCACCUCAGUUCGCUAUGGGAAAGGUGCCAGUGGUCCUGGAUAG
Messenger RNA from Penicillium alfredii, 1143 nucleotides. RefSeq lists its product as uncharacterized. Lineage: Eukaryota; Fungi; Ascomycota; Eurotiomycetes; Eurotiales; Aspergillaceae. The coding region runs from base 1 to 1143 and encodes 380 amino acids. The record is from RefSeq and is a predicted model, not a curated record. The transcript has 4 exons.